CCGAAAGUGGGUCUUCAGUAAUUGCGAGUGGUAUCAUAAGAAAACCUGUUAGAUUUAGCUUUGUAGGCACCAGUUUCCUUCGAGUUCUGAGAGAGAGAGAAAGCAGAGAGGAGAGGGAGAGAGAGGGAGGAGCACGGCGGAGAGUCACGUCGUUGGUUCUGAGUGUCGACGGUUGUUUGUGCUUUGCACGUGCAAGAUCCGUUUUAGUCUAUCGAAAUCCUGCAUUCCGCAAUUUCUAAUUUCUUGAACCCAAAAACAAUUCCUAAAUCCUCUCUUUUGAGUCUUUGCCAAUCAUCUUUUGUGAACUGAUUAAUUAAUCAAUUGUUUUUGUUUUGUUGUCUGAUUAAUUUAUUGAUUCCUUGUAAACUGAUUAGUUUAUAUCCGUGCUUAUAAAUUGAUCAGAGUUUUGUUUUUACUGCUGCAAACCCUAAUUUGGAAUGGCCAUGGCUGCCGAUUCUUCUGUCAAUCACCACUCUCCGCGUGGCCCUGAAUUUUCCACCGAUGGUGGCGGCGGCGUUGUCGAUAAGAGAAGUAGUUUACCCUCUCCAUGGGCGAAAGUUGUCCGAGGAGGUGAACUAGAGGCCGUCCAAUCUCCGCCGUCCUUAUCCUCAUCGUUGUCCUCAUUGGGCAACUUGGCAGUGGAGCAAACCCCUUUUUCAGAUGGGUCCCAAUCCUCCAAAGCUGCUCGUUCUUCGCCGCCUCCGCAUACGCCGGAUGGUUUUUCAGCUGCUGACAGCCCCAAUGGCCAUAACAGCAAUGCCGGUCGGCCAAAGAAGCCGGCUUGGAACAAGCCCUCCAACAGCGUAGUUGAGGUUAGUCCUGUAACAGUAAUGGAUGCUUCUUCUUGGCCUGCUUUAUCCGAGUCGGCUAGGGCUUCACCUAAAUUACCAGUUGAUCCCUCUCCAAAGACUGUCUCCGAAACAAUUGUCAACCAAGAAUCAGUUCCUGUUUCCCAGGGACCUGUUAUAGCACAUUCACCCAACUCCAAAAGACAUCCUGCUAAUAGUGCAAAUCAGAAUUCCACAUCAAAUCAUGCACCAGCUCGGCAAAGAUCAAUUAAGCGUGGUGGCAGUGGCAACAAUGGGGGUGGGCAUGCACAUAGUGGUUUCGGACACCCUGUCACCCCGCCACCACCACCACCAUUCCCUGUUUUCCCUAUUCUACCUAAUGGGUAUGGCAAUCUGGUACCAGCAAUACCAGAUCCUUCUCCACGAGAUCCUUCAUUCCGGGGCAGCAAUUGGGAUGCUAGACCAGUUGGUGGCUUUGUGCCGCAACCACACCCAGUAAAUGACCAUCGGAAUUCUCGUAGGGGAAAUUUUGGACCGCGCCCACGUGGAGAUGGUCACUACCACAAUAAUCACGGAGGCAAACGUGACCAGGAUCGUGGAAACUAUAUGCAUCCCAGGGAUGUUCACAUGCAUCAGCAUAGAGCCCCUCCAAUGGGCCUUGUAAGGCCAUUACCACCAAAUAAUGCUGCAUUCCCGCCCCAGCCUGCAAGACCCUUUGCAAGCCCCAUGGGUUUUCCUGAGUUUGUGUAUAUCCCUACAUUGCCUUUGGAGCCCAUUCGAGGCAUGCCACCGUUCAUUUCUCAACCACCACAUCCUGCAAUGUUUUAUCCUGUUGCAGAAUCUCCUCUACCUUCAUUGAUAAUCAACCAAAUAGAUUAUUACUUCAGUGAUGCUAAUUUAAUAAAAGAUGACUUUCUACGGUCCAACAUGGAUGCUCAGGGUUGGAUUCCUAUAUCUCUAAUAGCAAGCUUUCCUCGGGUCAAGAGUUUGACAACCAAUAUCCAAUUAAUACUCGAUUCCUUAAGAGCUUCCAGUAUUGUUGAAGUACAGGAUGAUAAGGUGAGGAGGCGUAAUGAAUGGACCAAAUGGAUAUCAACUGCUGGUCAGCUUCCAGCUGAGUCAGGUUCACCAUCCACACUAUCCUCCAGUGUAUUAAGUGAUAACACACUUGCAAAUUCUUUUGGAAAGAUGACUGUGGAAGUACCUAGCCAAAAUAGUAUGGCAUGUAAGCCAGAUCCAAACUCUGUGGCUAUUCCAGAGAGUUGUUCAACCGAGUCAACUAGCCAAUCACAACUUCCUAAUGGGGAUGUUACUCAAACCGAUCAUUGAAGUCGAAGUAGAUGUUUAUCACUAAAAGGAUUCAAGCAAAAUCACGGAGACAAAGUGCACUUGCAAUUUUGAAGGGUUUGCUAAGGUAAUGGGGGAAGGGAGGUAGCUGUAUAGCCUGUACCGAGGGCAUGCAAAUUCUUUUCUUUAUAAAUCUGUUACUUUGCUUAGUUUUGGCAUGUUUUUGAGGCUAGUACAGGAAACAAAUAAGAAAAUAAUGAUAAAUUAUUCUUCGAUUGAGAAGAAGAAAGAGAAGAAGAUGAAGAGAAUCGAGCAAAGGAGAAUCUGGAGGUCAUUGGUUUGUAUAGUUUGGAUUUGGUGUGAAUGUUUGUGGGUUUAUUUUUUGGCACGUCAAGAAAAGAGCUUAGUUUGAGAUGUUAUGUUUCUCGCUAAGAGCUUAGUUUGAGCUGCAGUGCACUCUGUGUUUGUUUUCCACCAAAGGAUGGUUAGACCUUUUGCUUGAAUUUUCACAAUUUUGUACUCCACUUUAUGUAACUUUUGCCCAUCUUUAUUUCUUUUCUUCUCCUUUUAA
Molecule: messenger RNA, 2646 nt
Organism: Pyrus x bretschneideri (Chinese white pear)
Lineage: Eukaryota; Viridiplantae; Streptophyta; Magnoliopsida; Rosales; Rosaceae
Product: la-related protein 1C
Exons: 6
Coding region: 438-2117 (559 amino acids)
Molecular function (GO): RNA binding
Source: RefSeq, a predicted model, not a curated record